AUGCACUCACGGCCUCCGUUGUGGUUCCUGCAAUUCCGUUCUUUAUUCAGCACGGUGAGCAGUCCCCGCACGCCUGGGCGGCGGCAGCGCCAGGCGGACGCGCUCGCCCUUCGGCCCUGCGGGGCUGCGGCCGCCUCGGGGAGCGGCACCCCACGCUCGGGGCAGUGCCCGCGGUGCCCGGGCGGGCUGGGCUUUUUAGAUUUCUCUUCGGAGGAACUGCAUCUGGAGUACUAUGACAGCAAACAGUAUAAUUGGGAAAUGUUUGCAAAAACAGCUUUGCUCUCUGCUUUCAAGACCACGGGCACUCAACCAGCACCCGCCUUUGGAAUGGGAGGACAGCAAACCUCAAGCUUUGGGCUGUCAAGCUUUCCUGUCAGCAGCAGCAGCAGCAGUAGUACCAGUGCCAGCAGUUUCUCCUUUAAAGCCAGUUCCAGCCUCAUCAGUUCAGCAUCACCUGGGAGCAGCCCUGCUGCUGGCAGCUCUUCUGCUGCUGCAAAUCCUCCUGCAUUUGGGACAACAUCCUCUCCUAGCGCUCCCCAAUCCGCUGGCUUUGGCAGCGCGGCCGCUCCAUCCGCAGCCUCCUUCUCCUUCAAAGCAGCUGCCACAGCUGGUGGCUUUGGCACUUGUGGCUUUUCAGGCUUUGGCAGUGCUUCUGCUGUGAACUCUGCAAGCACCACUGUGCUCCCAGCCUUUGGAGCCUUUAGUGCCCCUGUAGGCUCUUCUGCCUCGCCUUCCAGCAGUGCUUUAUUUGGACAGAGCGCCAGUGCCUCUGGACAUGCUGUCACCUCGGCCUCUGCUGCAGCCACCAGCUCAGAGAAGUUAUUCACACCCAAGAGCGAGUUGUCAGCUGAAGAGUGGCAACAGUUUGAAGCAAAGGAGUUCACAAUUGGAAAGAUUCCUCUUAAGCCACCACCACUAGAACUUUUAAAUGCUUUUGACCUUGUAAGUUUAUUCAGAAAUGUUGUUAAUUUUUAUUUCCUCUUUCAAUUCUCUUCUGCAGGAAUAAAUGCAAAUGUAUAAACUUUUGAACGUUAUUUUGGGAUGGACUUUUCACAUCUGGGAGAUGAACUGUUGAAACUAAAAUGGAACAUUUCCUUCUAUAUACUGUCCUGUGAUAUUCUGUGCAAAGACUAUAUCAAAAAUAUGGUGUCCAAAGAAAUAAUGUUUCAGUCAGGUAUUUAAAACCUAUUCUUGGAUCAGUUUAUUAUCUGCAAAUGUAUACUCCAUGGGUUGUAGGACUGGCCACAAAAGCUUUUUUUCCCAUUGCCCUAACAAUUGGUAUUGUAACUUUAUUGGUGAGACCUUACUGAUAGUUAUUAAUGAAUGUGUGCCUUUGCUGUCCAUCAAAAAUCUGUUGUUUUAUUUGCCAGUUUUACUGAAACUAGAUGAUCUGUGAGGGAUGCUUCCAUACUUUCCUCCAGUCCUUUUUACUCAUUAUCAAAGUCCUCCAGCAUCCCAGUGUUUACGUCUUUAAAUUGACCCUUCCUGUCCACAAAUGGCAUGUGGAUUCAGGUCAAAAGGAGGAGCCAUUUCAG
Molecule: messenger RNA, 1535 nt
Organism: Ficedula albicollis (Collared flycatcher)
Lineage: Eukaryota; Metazoa; Chordata; Aves; Passeriformes; Muscicapidae
Product: nucleoporin-like protein 2
Exons: 6
Coding region: 1-1020 (339 amino acids)
Cellular component (GO): nuclear envelope
Molecular function (GO): nuclear export signal receptor activity
Source: RefSeq, a predicted model, not a curated record